Molecule: messenger RNA, 2799 nt
Organism: Columba livia (rock pigeon)
Lineage: Eukaryota; Metazoa; Chordata; Aves; Columbiformes; Columbidae
Gene: NOA1
Product: nitric oxide associated 1
Exons: 7
Coding region: 1-2091 (696 amino acids)
Molecular function (GO): GTP binding
Source: RefSeq, a predicted model, not a curated record
AUGAUGGCGGUGGGAAAGGCCGCGGACGGCGGCGGCCGAGAGCGGGGCGAGGAGGGCGGCGAAGCUCAGCACCGAGCGGCUGCAAAGCGGCGGAGUGGCGCCUGCUCACGCUACGUGCGCCACCUCCCAGGAGGCAGCGGGAGCGGGACCGCGCAUGCGCGGCGGCUAAGUCCCGUCCCCUCGCGUGGCCGCGGAAGUGCCGGCGCCGCCAUGCUCCGCCUGGCCCCGGCGCUGCUGGCCCGGCUGGCCCGCGCCCGGCCCUGGGUCCCGGUGCGGCGGCGCGAGGCGGCAGCCAGCGGUGAGGAGGAGCAGUUCGUCUUCCUCGAGUACGAGCCGGAGCCGGGCGAGGCGGCGGCGGCGGCGGCAGCAGCAGCAACAGCGGCGGCGGCGGCCCGCCGAGAGCGGGAGCCGGGCAAGAAGCGGCGGGAGCGGCGCUCGGUGGUGGGGACGCCCGACCCCUCGCUGCCGCCGAGCGGCGUGAGCUGCUCAGGCUGCGGGGCUGAGCUGCACUGCCGCGACGGCGCGGCGCCGGGCUUCGUGCCGGCGGAGAAGUACCGGACUCUGUCGGAGGGCCCGGCCGGCGUGGCGGGGCUGCGAGGCGCCGUCUGCCAGCGCUGCUGGCUGCUGGCCCACUACGGCCGGGCCCUGCGGCUGCGGCUGCCGCCCGAACAGCACCGCGAGGUGGUGAGCGCCGCCCUGCGCCGCCCCCCCCGCCACGGCCGCGGGCCGCUCCUCCUCUACCUGCUCGACGUGCUGGAACUGCCCGACCCGGUGCUGCCGCAGCUGCCGGCGCUGCUGGGCCCCGAUGUCCCCGCCGGCGGGCUGCUGGUGGUGGGCAACAAGGUGGACCUGCUACCCGCUGACUCCCCCGGGCACCUGGGGCGGCUGCGGCAGCGAGUGGCAGCAGCCUGUGCCGAGGCCGGGCUGCACGGAGCCCCGGUGGUGGAUGUCCGCCUGGUGAGCGCCAAGACGGGCUUUGGCAUGGAGGGCCUGAUUAGCCGGCUGCAGCGUUCCUGGAAGUGUGCAGGUGAUGUCUACCUGCUGGGUGCCACCAACUCGGGCAAGUCAACACUCUUCAAUGCCCUGCUGCGCUCCGACUACUGCAAGUCCCGCGCCACCGACGCUGUCGACAGGGCCACUGUGUCACCCUGGCCAGGAACAACACUGAACCUGUUGAAAUUUCCAAUUAUUAAUCCUACAUGUGACAGGAUAUUCCGAAGGCAGGAGAGGCUGAAAGAGGAGGCAACAAAAACAGAAGAUGAGUUAAGCAGUGGAGAAAAGAAGUACCUUAAGCACCUUAAAAAGCAAGGUUAUUUAGUGGGAAGAGUUGGAAGAACAUUUCAACAGCUGAAGUCUAGCUCGGUGAUUGACUUUGACCCUGACAUGCUCUCGUACAGCAUAGAUGAAGAUCCCAGAGAUUCCCCUCGGAAGCAUGAGGAAAGGGAAGAGUUCACACACAAUGAAGUGAAGGAUGCUCGCUGGUGUUUUGACACUCCAGGGAUUAUAAAGGAAAACUGUGUUCUAAAUCUCCUGACAGAUGAAGAAGUAAAGCUGGUUUUGCCAACAAGUGCCAUUGUUCCACGGACCUUCAUUCUCAAGCCAGGAAUGGUCUUGUUUUUAGCAGCCUUGGGACGUGUGGACUACUUACAGGGAGAAAAGCCUGCCUGGUUUACUGUUGUGGCAUCUAACCUGCUGCCAGUCCACAUUUCUACCCUGAGUAACGCAGAUGCCUUCUAUGAGGAGCGUGCUGGCCAAGAGUUACUGAAGGUUCCCAUGGGUGGGGAAGAGCGAAUGAAAGAGUUCCCCCCACUUGUCCCUCAGGACAUUACACUGAAAGGAAUUGGUCCCACUGAGGCAGUCGCAGAUAUCAAGCUCUCCUCUGCAGGCUGGGUGGCAGUGACAGCUCACGAAGAGGAGAAAUUGCUGCUCCGAGCCUAUACUCCCAAGGACACCAGACUGGUGCUGCGGGAACCUCCCCUUUUGCCAUACAUCAGUACCAUCCGAGGGGCGCGGAUCGCAGGCACUGCUGCCUAUAGGACCAGAAAGCCUCCUUCCCUGGUGGAAAACCUAAAAACCAGAGGGAGGAGAUAGCACUUCUCAUCAUGGGAGCAAGGCAGAAGACAGAACAACCUCUAGAGACCUUGUUGCUUAUUGAUAUUCAGCAGAGCCUGGACUCCUUUUUAAAGGCAGAUGGGCACAUUUGGGGAAGUGCCUGGUUCAGGACUCUACAAGUCCACAGCCGAUCCAGUGGCUGAACUGUGGCCACUUUGAAUGAGCUGAGUGACUGGUACCUUGCUAUGAGAGGUGAAACAGCGUCUCCCUGGGACCUGCCAGUAUUUAUGAACAAAUCCCUUUACCUGUUCACUCUUGAAGUACAAGGUGGAAGCUCACCUGCCUGCCCUGGUCUGAGCUUUGCUGCUUGUAAAGUAGGUUUUCUCCUGCAGACAUGCUCAUGCAGGUCAGAAACCAUCACCGUGUUCUUGGAGGCUUUAUGCGGUUUCCAGAGUUGAAGGAGGUGGAGGCAGUGGGGAGGAGCAGGGAAUGCUCCAGCUCCUCUAUGGUUAUGACCCUCCUCGUGGCUCAUAGUAAUUCAACAAUAUCGACCAAAACUCAGGUCCUUUCACUCCUUCAGUAUCUGGGAGAGAUGAGAGGGUGCAACGCCCUGCUUUUGGUCAGGAAAGGUGAAUUAGUAACAAGCAGAUUUGCUCAUAUGCCUGAAGAGGAAACUUCUGCAACUUGCUGCUUUGAUUUGGAAAGGUUUCUGAAACUGAGGGUGUAAAAUAAAACUUUUCAAAGAUA